Vicugna pacos (alpaca) is the source of this 1443-nucleotide messenger RNA. RefSeq names its product UTP11 small subunit processome component (gene UTP11). Gene Ontology annotation, cellular component: nucleolus; small-subunit processome. NCBI's taxonomy places the organism in Eukaryota, Metazoa, Chordata, Mammalia, Artiodactyla, Camelidae. The record is from RefSeq and is a predicted model, not a curated record. Gene Ontology annotation, biological process: rRNA processing.
CUGGCUUGGCCUGUUUCCGGUAGGUUCAGUGGACGCGGCGUCUGAGGCAGUGAGGAACCGGCGUCGUCUACUGAGCUUUUGCCGGAGUGAACAGACAUGGCGGCGGCUUUUCGGAAGGCGGCUAAGUCCCGGCAGCGGGAACAUCGAGAGCGAAGCCAGCCCGGCUUUCGAAAACAUCUGGGUCUGCUGGAGAAAAAGAAAGAUUACAAACUUCGUGCAGAUGACUACCGGAAAAAGCAAGAAUACCUCAGAGCUCUCCGGAAGAAAGCUCUUGAAAAGAAUCCAGAUGAAUUCUACUAUAAAAUGACCCGGGUUAAACUCCAGGAUGGAGUUCAUGUUAUUAAGGAGACUAAGGAAGAAGUAACUCCAGAACAGCUGAAACUGAUGAGAACUCAGGAUGUCAAAUACAUAGAAAUGAAAAGGCUUGCAGAAGCUAAGAAAAUUGAAAGACUAAAAUCAGAGCUCCAUCUGCUGGAUUUCCAGGGGAAGCAACAGAAUAAGCACGUGUUCUUUUUUGACACCAAGAAGGAAGUUGAACAGUUUGAUAUCGCAACUCACCUACGAACAGCCCCAGAACUAGUUGACAGAGUCUUUAAUAGACCCACAAUAGACACCCUGCAGAAGGAGAAAGUGAAAGGAGUGAACCAUCAGACUCGACUUAAGCGGAUAGCUAAAGAAAGGCAGAAGCAGUAUGACUGCCUGGCACAGCGGAUUGAACGCGAGAAGAAAUUGUUCGUUGUUGCCCAGAAAAUUCAGACACGCAAAGAUCUUAUGGAUAAAACUCGGAAGGUAAAGGUGAAGAAAGAAACAGUGAACUCCCCAGCUAUUUACAAGUUUGAGAGUCGUCGAAAACGUUGACGUGUUGUAGAUAUGCCUUGUCAUUCCGCAUGGAGCUGAGUUAAUGGGUUUUUUUUUCCCCCAGUAACUUCAAAUUCAGUUGGUCUAAAUGAUUUGGUUUUCCUGUUUGUAACUGUAAUUUAUUAUAGAUCUGGCAUUUGCUACGAGCUAUAUUAAAGCCCCUUCCCCUGUCUAAAUUGUUCGUGGGUUGUUGAAAUCAGUCUUGUUUUCAUGUAUUUUUAUUUUAUUUAUGAAAGUUACAUAAUCUCAUUACGGCAAAUUUGGAAAAUAAAUGAGUUCAUCCCAAACCCCAAUACUUGUUCAAGAGCAGCAGAUAAUUGUUGUAUACUCACAGUGAUGGGGGGGAGGGAGACGGUGGUGAGCAACUACCAAGAGCAUUCUGGCUUGUUUCCUCCGUUUUGUAAAGGUUUGUGCAGGUUUCCGUUUGUUUCUGUGUCUUGUAGUUGUAAUUAUAGUAAACACUUUUAUGGCCUGCUUUUUACACUUAUUAUUACAUUGUUAGCUCUUUUUUAUUAUAUCACUAAAGUUUUAAAAAGUAAUAUGUGCUUAUCAUAAAAAUUAAAAUAAAUAUUUUUAAUAUUUGCA